Molecule: messenger RNA, 5383 nt
Organism: Rhinolophus ferrumequinum (greater horseshoe bat)
Lineage: Eukaryota; Metazoa; Chordata; Mammalia; Chiroptera; Rhinolophidae
Gene: PLEKHH1
Product: pleckstrin homology, MyTH4 and FERM domain containing H1
Exons: 30
Coding region: 684-4781 (1365 amino acids)
Cellular component (GO): cytoskeleton
Source: RefSeq, a predicted model, not a curated record
UGUUUGGAAUAAGAACUUCUGCUUCAAAUAUCCGGGCGUUAAAGUUUUACAGGUCGCCAAACUCUGGAAGGGGAAGAGGGUCCGCUCUUAAGUCCCAUCCUGCGAGGAUCCCACGCUAGGCUGGGGGCUGAGCAGAUCCCGGGGUGCCCUUGUGGUAGCUGGUGCGGCCUCCGCAAAGAGCCCGGUAGGGACCGAGGAGACCCCACGGCCCGCAGGGCCCCUCGGCCUCAGGGACUGGCCCAGCGCUGCGGAGAGGUGGGAGGCUGGAGCCUGCUGAGGUCAUUUCCUGUGCCUCUCCGCGAGCCGCCCGACAGCGCAGCCUGGCGCUCUGCCUUUAAGGAGCGGGCGGGGAGCGGGAGGGGCGAAGGGAACGCGGCGGAGCGUUGAAUGGGGCGCAGCCAGGCGAGGCUCGCCUUUGUGCGGCCAGCCUGAGGGCACCCCUCCCGGCCCCAACCUCUCCCCGCCCCGCCCACCCCGACCCCUGCUGCCCGGGAGCGGAGACCCGGCGGCCGCUGCGGACUCGGACGAGAACGACACACAAGGUCAGCGGCGGACGGGCGCGGAGGACGCCAGGGUGCGGAGUGCACGGCGGGGUGUCCAGGGAGCUCGUUGGAGCUGUAGUAGAAUCAGAACUAAACUGGAAACCAGGAUUCUGCUCCAGUGAUCUGUAAGUUGAUUCCAUCAUGGCGGAACUCAAGGUGGAGACCCGGACCAGUAUGGACUGGCAGAAGCGCUGCCUGGCCCUAGAAACCCAACUUUUCCGGUUCCGCCUACAGGCCAGCAAGAUAAGGGAGCUGCUGGCGGACAAGAUGCAGGAGCUGGAGCAGAGGCUGCUGGAGGCAGAACAGAGAGCAGAGAACGCGGAGACCCAGGUGGGUGUGAUGGAAGAGAAGGUGAAACUGUCCAAUCUGAAGAAUGUGGACUCAGCAGGCAGCCUGCAUCGGAAGUACCAAGACUUGCUGAAAGCCACGCAGGACAAAGAUGAGCUCAUUGGCCAGCUGGAGGCACAGCUGGAGAAGCAGAAGCAGAUGAGAGCUGAGGAAGCUAAAAUCGUUCAAGAAAAAGCUGCAAAGAUCAAGGAAUGGGUGACACUCAAGUUAGCAGAGCUUGAGUUGGAGAAUCAGCACCUGAGAAGCUAUAAUCAGUGCCUAGUGGAACAGGUGGGAGCUCUUCAAGACGCUCUAGAAGCUCUUCAGAUGGCGCCUUCAGGGAAGCUGCUGGUGGCCCCCCAGGAAACCCCAGAGCAGGAUUCUGUCCAUUCAGGGCCAGGAGCCCAGCCAGUGGGGCAGGACAGUGGUCCUCAGGCCCACUGUGCCCUGAAGGUCGUUCUGCCUGUACCUUCUCCAGGUUCUCUGUGGAAUAAGGACUCUGCCCCUAAAGUAGGAAGCCACUUGGAAAAGUGCAGUUCCAUGAUGGUGCAUCCUGGGGAAAUAUCGGGGGCCAGGACCCUUCCAACUCGUCUGGGAAGAGAAGGCUCUCCUGGCCAGCAGUGUGGGAAGACUCACACCCCCAGACGUGGUUUGGCUUCCUGGGAUGAGAGCCUGGUCGCUGCUCAGGGAGGCAUACUCCCUGGGACAAAGACCCCGGCCAGGGAAGGUGGCGCGGGCUGCAGCCUGACCCUACCGAACGUGCGGACUCCCAGCACCCCACGGGACAGUGUCCAACUGGCCAAGCGGCACCACAGCCAGCCCCAUGUGGGCCCUGGGCACUUCAGCCACGUGGUAAGCAUUGAGAUUGGGACCCUCCCAGCCCUCCAGCCCUCUGACCUUCCCAAGGUGAAGGCCCGAGUUGAACUCCGGGAGGAACCAGAGAAAAUGGAAAUGGAAGAGCAACCCCCUGCGGGGAGGAAGGAGGAAAGAAAGAACCCAAAAGGGCCUGGAGCUGAGCUGGAGGAAGUGGAAUUGGGGAGCAAACCACCCACACCCCCCCUGCACCGGUUUCCAUCCUGGGAGAGCCGGAUCUAUGCUGUAGCCACGUCAGGCAUGCAUCUCUCGGAUGUGUCUCCCAGAAGUAAUACCACGUGGUGUGGUUCAAGGCCUCCUGCCCUUGCAUCCCCUGGGCCUUUCUCUGGCCUCGUCUACAAGAAUGGCACCGCGCCUGUCUACACAGCCCUGAAGGGGAGAGCCACACAGAUCAGCACCGUGCCCUUUGUGGACGAGUCCUCUGGGUCCGACGACGACUGUAGCUCUCAGGCAAGUUUCCGAACUUCAGUCCCCUGCUCUGAGUCCAGGAAGACCAGCGGACUGGGCAGCCCCCGGGCCAUCAAGAGAGGUGUCUCCAUGUCCUCGCUAAGCUCUGAGGGCGACUAUGCCAUCCCUCCGGACGCCUGCUCCCUGGACAGUGACUACUCAGAGCCUGAGCACAAACUACAGCGCACCUCGUCCUACUCCAUAGACGGGCUGGGCCUUGGCGGGGAGUCACUGGAGAAGUCGGGGUACCUGCUGAAAAUGGGGAGCCGGGUAAAGACAUGGAAGAGGCGCUGGUUUGUCCUGAGACAGGGACAGAUUCUGUACUACAAGUCCCCGAGUGAUGUCAUCCGGAAACCUCAAGGUCAAGUGGAACUGAACUCCCGUUGCCAAAUUGUUCGAGGAGAGGGUGCACAGACAUUCCAGCUCAUCUCUGAGAAGAAAACCUAUUACCUGACGGCUGACUCACCCAGCCUGCUGGAGGAGUGGAUCCGAAUACUACAGAGCCUGCUGAAGGUCCAGGCCAUUGGGCCUCCAGCCCUGCCUCAGGGUGGCACCAAGCCCACCGUGAAGGGCUGGCUGACCAAGGUAAAGCACGGUCACUCCAAGCUGGUCUGGUGUGCUCUCGUUGGCAGAACCUUCUACUACUAUCGGAGCCAUGAGGACAAGCGACCCCUGGGCCACCUGCCUGUGCGGGAUGCACGCAUAGAGGAAGUAGAUCGGUCCUGUGACUCAGACGAGGAUUAUGAGGCUGGAGGAACCCGGCAGUUGCUUUCCUCCCACUGCACCCUGGUGAUCCACCCCCCAGAGCACAGCCCCACCUACCUCCUCAUUGGCACCAAGCAUGAAAAGGAGACGUGGCUUUACCACCUCACGGUGGCUGCAGGUGGCAGCAGUGCUAAGGUGGGAACUGCCUAUGAGCAGCUCAUUGGAAAACUGAUGGAUGGUGAGGGAGACCCAGAUUCCCCGCUCUGGAAGCACCCCAUGCUGUGUUACAGCAAAGAUGGGCUGUACACCUCGCUCACCACCCUGCCCUCUGAGGCCCUGCAGACGGAGGCCCUCAAGCUCUUCAAGUCCUGCCAGCUCUUCAUCAAUGUGCCUGUGGAGGCCGCCUCGGUGGAUUACCACGUGUCCUUGGCCCAGACGGCCCUGCAGGUCUGCCUGGUCCACCCUGAGCUGCAGAGCGAGAUCUACUGCCAACUCAUGAAGCAGACCAGCUGCCGCCCACCUCAGAAGUACUCCCUCAUGCAGUGCUGGCAGCUCCUGGCUCUGUGUGCCCCACUUUUCCUGCCUCAGCACCACUUCCUCUGGUAUGUCAAACAGCAACUCCAACGCCAUGCAGAUCCCAGAAAUGAAACUGGUCAGUAUGCCACCUACUGCCAGCGGGCAGUGGAGCGGACCCUGCAGACUGGGGAGCGGGAAGCCAGGCCGUCACGCAUGGAAGUGGUGUCCAUCUUGCUGCGGAACCCCUUCCACCACUCCUUGCCCUUCAGCAUCCCCGUGCACUUCGCCAAUGGGACUUACCAGGUGGUCGGUUUUGACGGCUCCUCCACAGUUGAUGAGUUCCUCCAGCGGCUGAACCAGGAGACAGGCAUGAGGAAGUCAUCCCACUCUGGCUUUGCCCUCUUCACGGACGAUCCUUCUGGCAGGGAUCUGGAACACUGCCUUCAGGGGAGUGUCAAGGUCUGUGAUGCCAUCUCCAAGUGGGAACAGGCCCUGAAGGAGCUGCACUCUGGAAAGUCUGAGGGUGGCACACGUGUUCUGAAGCUGAUGUACAAGAACAGGCUGUACUUUCGGAGUCAAGUCAAAGGGGAGACGGAGCGAGAGCGGCUGUUGCUCGCCUUCCAAACUAGUGGAGAGAUAGUGGCAGGGAGGUUUCCUGUCAACAAGGAACUGGCUCUUGAGAUGGCUGCCCUAAUGGCCCAGGUAGAGUACGGGGACUUGGAGAGGCCCGUCCCACCAGGCCCUGGGGGUACACCCCCUUCCAAGGCUCAGCAUCACCUACAACAGGUCAUGGACAGGUUCUACCCAAGGCGCUACAGACACGGGGCACCCUCUGAGCAGCUGAGGCACCUGGCAGAUCAGCUGACCACAAAAUGGGCAGCACUGCAAGGCUGCUCCUCUCCUGAGUGCAUCCGCAUCUUCCUGACGGUGGCCCGGAAGUGGCCCUUCUUUGGUGCUAAGCUCUUUGCUGCUCAGCCUGUACAGCUGUCUUCCAAGGAGAGCACUCUGGUGUGGAUUGCUGUGAAUGAGGAUGGUGUCAGCAUCCUGGACCACACCACCAUGCAAAUGCGCGUCACUUACCCCUACUCUUCACUGAUGACCUUUGGUGGCUGCCGCGAUGACUUCAUGCUUGUGAUUAGAACCAUUCCAGACCAGAGCUCUGGAAAAGGCCACAGUGAGAAGCUGAUCUUCCGGAUGGCUGUUCCCGAGAUUGCAGAGGCUACUUUCAUCAUGGCCAGCUACAUGAACCAUUGCUCUGCAACUGUGAACCCCCCCACCAACCUGCCUGCUGCCUGCAAGCCGUGGGAACAGGAUGGACGACAGUUUUUUGCUUCUGUUCCAUGUGCCGCCAAGGGGCCAACGUUGCUGUGACUAUUUCUCCUCCCCCGCCCUUUCCCGCCACCACCUGGUGCCUCUGGGAUUGCAGAUACGUAUCCUGGGGCGCCAUACUACUGUGAUGGGUCUAACAGCCCUCCGCCAGCCUGCACCCGGUUUGUUCUGUGAAAUGUGUAUUUCAGUAUCCACGGAAGUUUUACUUUCUAGGUGCCUUAUAAUGUUUCAGGGCCCAACUUUUAAAAAUCCAGACCCAAUUUAAAAACCACUUUUUUAUUUUUAUUUUUUUUACAAGAACACUGAGCUCUGGAUGCUGCCUGCUUCCAGAUCGAUGAUAGGGAUGGAUGUCUACUGUUACUGGUACUGAGGGCGUCAGGGCUUUCCCCACUGAUACUCUCAGGGACGCUAAUAGUUUUUGUAUUGUAUACCGUCCUUAUGUGGGGAUUUAUACUUGAAGUUUUCCCAACAUUCCUGCAUAGGAUAGGACUAAAAUGUCCAAUUCACCUGAACUCUGACAAAAGCCUAGAACUCACUAAAACUAGACGUCCUUUCCCAGAUGGGAAAGGUGUUGACAGGGCUAGAGAAAAAGGUAGACUCAUCUUUCCCCUUCCCCUACUGCAAAAGAGGCAUUUGCAGUGCCC